This is a messenger RNA of Prorocentrum cordatum, 333 nucleotides long. NCBI's taxonomy places the organism in Eukaryota, Dinophyceae, Prorocentrales, Prorocentraceae. The record is from the annotation of a GenBank genome assembly.
GCUCUGGCUUCCCGCGGCCGUCUCACCCGGCAUCCGAGACAUGGCGUGAGGGCGCCUUCCCUCGGAGGUGCCUUCUGCUCCCAGGCGCCGGGCGCGCGAGCGCGGAAGCGCAGGCCGGCCCGCCGCGGGCUUGGAGCAGCCGCCCAGUUGCGGGCGCAGCGGCCCUGCGCCAUGGGCCAGGUGGCCUGCGAGGCUUGCUGCGCGAGGCCCCCCGUGGACGAGGCCAGCCUGGAGGUGCGGCCUGUGGCGGGACCGCCGACAGAGCGGCCGGACGCCAAGCAGGUGCCGCCGCCGCCGGCGGUGCUGGCCGCGGCGGACGCCGCGGGGAACAAG